AUGGAGAAUGAGAAGGACACAUGGAAGGUGAUGCAGAAAGUGAAGCGUCACCUGGCCGGCAAGGUGGAUACCGCAAAGGGCGUGCGUAAGGCGGGAGGGGGAGUACUUAUCAUAGAAGGUAAGAACCAACUGCAACAAAAGCUCAUAGCGGAGACGCUCAAGAAGGAUGAGGAGCUCAAAGUGAAGACGGAGCGCCAAAUUCGACCACGACUCCGUAUAACAUUGGUUACCAAGGGAUAUGAGGCGGACCUGGCUGUAGGGGAGCUAAAAGAGCAAAAUCAGGAACUAUUUCGGGAAUUCACUGAAGAAGACCUAAAAGGGGUAAAGAUAAUCAGGAGGAUGCCGUGUAGGAACCCUGGAAAGAAAAUUGGAUUUUGGAAGCACCGCCGGCGGUUUUCAGAGAAGAAUGCGAGCUGGAAGGGAGACUGGAUGCUAGGGAGCGUGUGA
This is a messenger RNA of Acanthoscelides obtectus, 447 nucleotides long. The record is from the annotation of a GenBank genome assembly. Lineage: Eukaryota; Metazoa; Arthropoda; Insecta; Coleoptera; Chrysomelidae.